Messenger RNA from Clarias gariepinus (North African catfish), 2961 nucleotides. RefSeq names its product protein kinase C, delta a (gene prkcda). Gene Ontology annotation, molecular function: diacylglycerol-dependent serine/threonine kinase activity; ATP binding. The record is from RefSeq and is a predicted model, not a curated record. Gene Ontology annotation, biological process: protein phosphorylation. NCBI's taxonomy places the organism in Eukaryota, Metazoa, Chordata, Actinopteri, Siluriformes, Clariidae. The coding region runs from base 109 to 2148 and encodes 679 amino acids. The transcript is spliced from 18 exons.
GCUGCACUUCCUCCAGCGCGUGGCGAGGACACAGGCGCAGGGCGGCGCGGCGCGGCGCAGGACAGCCUCUCUCUCCUGGAACACAGGCUGUGUGUGUGAGCGGUCACCAUGGCCCCCUUCUUGAGGAUUACCUUCAAUGCUUAUGAAUAUGGAGCCCUGCCUCCAGUGCCUGAAGCUCCGUUCUGUGCAGUCAAGCUUAAAGAGUCGCUUAGCACAGAACGAGGGAAGACUCUGAUUCAGAAGAAGCCUACCUUGUUUCCUGCUUGGCGAUCCAGUUUCGAUGCACAUAUUUACGAAGGCCGCGUCCUUCAGAUUCUGCUCAUGCGCACUGCUGAUGAUCCCUUAGCAGAAGUCACACUCGGUGUAUCUGUUUUAGCAGAGCGUUGCAAAAAAGCCAACGGCCGUUCAGAGUUUUGGGUUGAUCUACAACCUUCAGGAAAAGUAAUGAUGUCCGUACAGUAUUUUCUGGAAGACACGGACACAGAGUCUCAGUCAGUAGGAACAGAAGAAGAAGCUCCGACUCUAAAUCGGCGUCGUGGGGCCAUUAAACAGGCCAAAGUUCACUUCAUCAAAAACCAUGAAUUCAUCGCCACCUUCUUUAGACAACCCACUUUUUGCUCAGUGUGCAGAGACUUCGUCUGGGGGUUGAACAAGCAAGGAUACAAGUGUAGACAAUGCAAUGCAGCUAUUCAUAAAAAGUGUAUCGAUAAAAUCAUUGGCAGAUGCACUGGCACAGCAACCAACAGUCGUGACACUAUGUUUCAGAAGGAGCGUUUUAAAAUUGACAUGCCACAUCGCUUUAAGACCAACAACUAUAUGAGCCCCACCUUUUGCGACCACUGUGGAAGUCUGCUUUGGGGUCUCGUCAAGCAGGGACUGAAGUGUGAGGACUGUGCUAUGAAUGUGCAUCAUAAGUGUCAGACUAAAGUCGCCAAUCUUUGUGGAAUCAACCAGAAACUAUUAGCUGAGGCUCUCACUCAAGUCGGCCCGAAGUCGAUGAAGAAGCCUGAAUUAAACACACAGGAUGCAGGAAUUUACAGAGACUACACCAAAAGCCCAGGACCUGAUGUUAACGAUGGUCCUCUAUAUGGUCACGUCUGGGAUGGGUCAAGUCCUAACCCUCCACCACGGAUCACACAACAAACACGUAUCACAGCCGAGCAGUUUACCUUUCAUAAAGUCCUGGGCAAGGGAAGCUUUGGCAAGGUGUUUUUGGCCGAGUUAAAGAACACUGGAGAAUGGUUUGCAGUGAAAGCCCUAAAGAAAGAUGUGGUAUUAAUGGAUGAUGAUGUAGAAUGCACUAUGGUGGAAAAGCGGGUGUUGGCUUUGGCCUGGGAUAAUCCAUUCCUUACACACCUCUACUCCACUUUUCAGACUAAGGAGCACUUGUUCUUCGUAAUGGAGUAUCUCAAUGGAGGAGACCUGAUGUUCCAUAUACAGGAAAAAGGACGCUUUGACCUCUACAGAGCCACAUUCUAUGGAGCUGAAAUAGUCUGUGGACUACAGUUUCUGCAUGAAAAAGGCAUCAUCUACAGGGAUCUAAAGUUGGAUAAUGUGAUGCUGGAUGGAGAGGGUCAUAUAAAAAUUGCUGAUUUUGGCAUGUGUAAGGAGAACGUUUUUGGAGAAAAUUUUGCCUCAACAUUUUGUGGAACCCCAGACUAUAUUGCCCCUGAGAUCUUAUUAGGUCAGCAGUAUUCAUUUUCUGUGGACUGGUGGUCAUUUGGUGUGCUGGUAUACGAGAUGCUAAUUGGUCAGUCCCCAUUCCAUGGCGAUGAUGAGGAUGAACUGUUUGAGUCAAUCCGCAUGGACACGCCUCACUACCCCCGCUGGCUCACCGUGGAAACCAAAGAUAUGCUAGAGCGGUUGUUUGUGCGGAACCCCUCUCGUCGUUUGGGAAUUGUGGGUAAUAUUCGAGCUCAUCUAUUCUUCAAGACAGUUAACUGGUCUGCUUUAGAGAAGAGAGACAUCGACCCCCCUUUCCGGCCACAAGUGAAAGCUCCCAAUGACUGCAGUAACUUUGACCGAGAGUUUUUAAGUGAGAAGCCCCGCCUCUCUCAAUGUGAGAAAGGGUUAAUCGACUCAAUGGACCAGAGCGCUUUUGAUGGCUUCUCAUUCAUUAAUCCUAAAAUGGAGCGCUUCCUGAAGUGACAAACGACACACACCUCUACCACUUAGCAGGGCAGGGAAAGGUCCAGUAUGAUUAUAAUUUUUUUAAUUCACCAAUAGGUCCAUUAUCUAUCUUUUAUCAAAAUAAAGUUUUCAAAAUAAAGAAUCAUUGGUACUUAGACUGCAACAUGUUAGAUAAAUACAUUUUAAAUGCUGAAUUGUUAGCUCAUGUUCCUUCAUUAGGCUAAGCAGUGUAGAUGUGAUGAUUAGACCUCCAUGUUAGGUUUUUCCAUUUUGGCCACACUCUUGCAAAAGUCUUUGUAGACUUAGUUUUAUUCAAUUAAACUUUUGUCAAUAGUAACCUGUUUAUUACUUCAGUAAUCAUUCAGGUGUUUGUAAACACUGUUGGUGUUUUUACUGAGAUAAGGUUGAUGUUUGGAUGAUUACAAAUAAAUUUAAGGGAAGACGAAUGGACCUCAGAGCAUUUAGGUUAUAAUAAGUGAAGGUGUGAUUCCAUGGCUGUCUUCUGUUGUUGUAUAACAUUGUGCUGUGAUUGUGUGAGGGUCAGUGUUAUCUACAUACGUCCAUACAAUGUAUGUCAUGUUGUGCAAACAGAUCCAGUCCUUGUGUAUAUGUGUACUAUUAAGAAUUAAGGAACUAAAACAACAGAUUUCAUUAUGUAUAUUAAUUCUGCAUGUUUGUGUGGAUGUUUAAGCUUAAAAUAAGCAUAAUGUGAGUGAGUGUUAUACUGUAUACUGUAAAUUAAGAUGAUGUACAUAUAUCUGCUACAAGUGCUGUAUAUGUAUAUGCAUAAGGUUGCAAUCAAGCUUUGUUUAUCGUCUGCCAUUAAACAUG